Coprinopsis cinerea okayama7#130 is the source of this 1914-nucleotide messenger RNA. RefSeq lists its product as hypothetical. The coding region runs from base 1 to 1914 and encodes 637 amino acids. NCBI's taxonomy places the organism in Eukaryota, Fungi, Basidiomycota, Agaricomycetes, Agaricales, Psathyrellaceae. Gene Ontology annotation, molecular function: RNA polymerase II cis-regulatory region sequence-specific DNA binding; DNA-binding transcription factor activity, RNA polymerase II-specific. The transcript has a single exon. Gene Ontology annotation, biological process: regulation of transcription by RNA polymerase II. The record is from RefSeq and is a predicted model, not a curated record.
AUGGAUGUUCAAGUUCAGCCAACAGACCAGUCACUGCCUCCCCAGACUGAAGAGUGGGAAGAAGAUGAAGACUAUGACGACGACGACAGCAGCAGUAGUGAUUCGGACAUUGACGCUGAGGCCCAGGAGCUUGCUCGAAGACUGGGCGAGCAGUUAUGGGCCGACCUGAACAGUGGUUCUGCAGCGGGGCCUGCUGAAUUGACGCCUGCAGUGGCCCAACCAACAAACGCGGUCGUACAGCCAGAAGGACCAACACCAUACAAGAAGGCAGAAGAGGCUGCAUUACACACCAUUAACACGGUAUUACAACUCCUUAUAAACGACCCACAAGCCCGAAAUAUUCUCGCCUCUACAUCCGUUCCAGAACUCGGCGGCAACGUCUUCGACCUUCUCCAACAAUGCGCAACGUCCAAGAGCAUCUCGAAGGCCAACGCGAUGCCUUUGAGCCAAGUUCUGGUUUCUCUCGCUAGAUCGGAACAACUCUUCAGCGGGCUUAGACACUCCGAUGCUUCUGCCGUCCAGCUUCAGCAAGGCAAGCGGAAAUUGGACGAAAUGGAAGAAGCGCACCUACAAGAUGCUGGGAGGGUUGCCAAGCGACCUUUUAUCCCCGAGCAAGACCUCCAAACUCAAGUGACGAAUGCAGUCCAGGGAAUACUACAGGCCUUCGCAUCUGCUCCUACUCCACUUGACCCGACCCUCAUAUCCUCUAUCCGCCUGCAACUUCAUCAAGUCUUCCUGUUCGCCGUAACUUCGUCCGCUCGAGGAGGUCCAGAGAUGCACCCGCUGCAGGAAAUCAGUGGCUUGAUUCAAGUCGUUGGUGUUUUGAGCGGUAUCCAAAUUGGUCAAGGCCCAGAGGCAGCAGCAGCAGCAAGCCAGUACCCACCUGGCUCUUAUCCGUGGAUUCCUGGCCACGGCCCUCCACCGGCGACGGAUAUUGGGACAGCGGUAUAUCCCUGUUUAAUCACCGGCUGCAAGAAGAUCUUCUCCCGGCUAUACAACCUUCGCGCGCACCAGAGGAACCACGCCGUCCAUCGACCGUUUCGCUGCACCGCUUGCCCAGCUUCUUUCGCUAGAAAUCACGAUCUGAAGCGUCACGUUAAGCUUCAUGAUCGCAAAGCGUGGAAGUGCGGUUCGUGCCAGAAGAUUUUCUCUCGAAGGGAUGCUUUCAAGAGGCAUACCAACAGCUCGAAGACCCGCGGUCCUAGAGACACCUGUACGGAUGCAGAUGUGAUCGAGGUGGAACUGGACGAUGAAAGCUCGCAUGAGACGCACCGAGAGGAACGCAGAGCCAAACUCUGGACGGGCAUUGCCAACGGGUCGAUGCAGGGGUUUUACCGCGAGCAUGCGACAAUGGAAGAGGGUGAAAUACACGAAUCGAUCAUCCAUGCUAUUCAAGGCUCGGUGAUGACCUUGCACCCUGUCCUCCAGGGCCUUGUCGGCAACGUCCUGGGCAUUCCCGCCCAACCAGGUCAGCCAGACCCACACAUGACUGACGCUGCCGGUAGCCAAGCGACGUUAGCCAGCGUCAUCGCUCGAGCGCAGUCGCAGAACCUACCUUCAGCCCUCCCGCCAGACCCUUCGAUGGUGCACCAACCUUUGCCACCGCCCGAGGUCGAGCCAGCACCCCCGCCGCAAGACGUGGAGAUGACGGCUGCACCCGCCGAAGGACCACAGCAUGACCCAGGCUCCACAGGCACGAGUUUGGCACCGUUGACCAUGUAUGGCUUAUCGGAUGAACAGACGAAGCUGCUGGAACUUGCGAUCGCGAAUGCUGCUUUGGCUGCCCAGGCACAGGCUGAAGCGGAGGCCGCCCUCGAGGAGGAAGACGAGGAUGAAGACGAAGAAGAGGAAGAGGAAGAGGACGAAGCAGAGGAGAAAGAGGCUGAAGCGCCUUCCGCGGAGCCUGUCACAUAA